Molecule: messenger RNA, 778 nt
Organism: Tuber aestivum (summer truffle)
Lineage: Eukaryota; Fungi; Ascomycota; Pezizomycetes; Pezizales; Tuberaceae
Source: the annotation of a GenBank genome assembly
GCCAUCACCAUCACUCAAACGAAAUUCUACGAGUACAACUCUGCUGCUGCCACCACCGUACAAAGACUCGACCAAACUAAAAACGAAUGCUCUCCUGCACUCACCUCCUUCGCCGUCGCUCCCUCCUCGCCAUCCCGACAACCCGACCAUAUAGCGCCCUGGGACCGACCCCCUCGCCCCCCCGCCUUCCCCCGGAAGCCCAAAGGGAGUUUGAAGCUCUCCAAAAAGCUGCGCGUGACUCCUUCAAGACUUCCACCUCUUCCGCCGCCCCGGCGAUGGCUGACGCGACGGCGGAAGACAUGCUGCACCCGGAUGUAAGGCGUGGGGCAAAGCCGGAGUUUGAAGGGGAUCUUAACCCGAAGACAGGAGAGCGGGGUGGACCGAAGAACGACCCGUUGAGGUAUGGGGAUUGGGCAUUUAAUGGGAGGGUUAGCGAUUUUUGAAAGGUACGGGGGGGACGGGACGGGACGGGGUCGUCUCAAGAAGUUUGGGCGAGUAGAAGGGAUUGAUGGAGGGAGGGGUGGAAGAACGCUGCGCUAUGCUAUGUUGUGGCGGCACUAUAUUGUAAUGAAUUGAAACGGGCCCGGUUCGGCUCAAUUCAAGUAAAUACCGGCGCACUGCUACCCCCUCCGGGCAGGCUAUGGAUGGGGGCUUCGGAGUUGUCUUCAUGUGCUCCACUGUUGAUCUCUCAAUCGUACAGUAAAGCAGCUGUCUCACCCUCACACAUGGUCUUAUUACCUUUUUGCCUUUUCUGAGAACAAAUGAGUCCAUCAUCACU